UCUAUAUAUACCUCCACCAUUUUAUCCCACAUUGACAAACAACGAAACGACGCAGUUUGUCCAAAAUCCGACCAAAAACAUGAGAGCUUCGAUCACAGCUAUAAUACUCCUCUUCGCCGCCGCCGUCCACGUGUACGCCUCCAAUAGGCCCGUUGAGUUCUCACGCAAGCGCAACCACCUGCACCGAAUGCAGGGGAUUCUGGAGAGGCGCAGUCUUCAACAAGAGGCGCCUCGUUCACCUUCGGGUCCGGCUGUUUAUCACGUGACGGCUUACGGGGCGGACCCCACGGGCCAGAAUGACAGCACGGAUGCGGUUCUGAAGGCGAUCAGCGAUGCCCUCAACUGCCCCGGGAGAGGGGUGUUGUUCGAGGGCAUCGUUAAUCUUGGCGGAGCUCGGGUUGAUCUUGACGGUGGAAAUUACUUGAUCAGUCGCCCGUUAUUGUUUCCCGUCUCCGGUAGAGGGAACUUAGCCAUCCACGGGGGCUCACUCACGGCAUCAAACAACUUCCCAAACGACGGCUAUUUGCUCGACCUAUCAUCAUCCUCAAAUUCUACAUACAACUAUGAAUUCAUAACCCUACGCGACCUCCUCCUCGACUCGAACUACCGAGGAGGCGGAAUCCGGAUAACAAACUCUCUCCGCACCACCAUCGACAAUUGCUAUGUCACGCGCUUCAACACCACCGGGAUCCUCGCCCAGGGCGGCCACGAGACCUACAUCCGCACCUCCUACCUCGGCCAGCACGUCACCGCCGGCGGAGACUCCGGCGAGCGGUCCUUCUCAGGCACGGCGAUCGCCCUCGCCGGAAACGACAACACUGUCUCCGACGUCGUGAUCUUCUCCGCGCAGACCGGGAUCCUCGUCACCGGCCAGGCGAAUCUCAUCUCCGGCGUCCACUGCUACAACAAAGCCGCCGGAUUCGGCGGCGUCGGGAUCCACCUCCGCCUCCCCGGCCUCACGCAGACGCGGAUCGUCGAUUCGUACAUGGAUUACACCGGAAUCGUCGCCGAGGAUCCGGUGCAGCUCACCGUCGCCAACACGUUCUUCCUCGGCGAUGCUUUUAUUCUUUUUAAAUCGGUUAAAGGAGUGAUGAGCGGCGUAAAUGUCGUGGAUAAUAUGUUCGCCGGCGGCGAUAGGGGGAUCGAGAUCGUGCAAUUGGAGGGGAAUUUCGGUGAGGUGGAUCAGGUGGAGGUGGAUCGGAACGCGGUGAGGGGGAUGGCGGUGAAGACGACGGUGGCGAGGGCGAGCGUGGAGGGCGAGGGGCCGUCGUGGACGGCGGAUUUGGGGGCGGCGCUGAUUUUCCCCAAUUUGAUUAAGCAGGUGCAGUACACGUUCAUCAGCGAUGCGGCGUCGUUUCCGAGGCAUUUUGUGAGGAAUGUUUCGGAUAAUAAAGUUGUGAUUCAGUCCGACGUGGCGGUGCAGGCGAGGGUCUAUGUUACGGCAGAUCAAGGCGGGACUUAUUUGUAAAUUCAUUAUUUUAAUUUUAUUCGUUUUAAGCCCUUUCCUAAUUGGUAGGAGAAAAUUGGGGCUUGCAUCUCUCUACAUUCCUUAUAGGAAAAUCAGCAAAAAUUGUGAAAUUUGAUCGAAUUUGGUUCAUUUUCAAUUUUAAAAACUAUCUAGAAAAA
This is a messenger RNA of Salvia splendens (bonfire salvia), 1626 nucleotides long. Its product is annotated as polygalacturonase QRT3. Bases 80 to 1468 code for a protein of 462 amino acids. Gene Ontology annotation, molecular function: polygalacturonase activity. NCBI's taxonomy places the organism in Eukaryota, Viridiplantae, Streptophyta, Magnoliopsida, Lamiales, Lamiaceae. The record is from RefSeq and is a predicted model, not a curated record. The transcript has 3 exons.